Panicum virgatum (switchgrass) is the source of this 1256-nucleotide messenger RNA. Its product is annotated as psbP domain-containing protein 4, chloroplastic-like. The transcript has 4 exons. The record is from RefSeq and is a predicted model, not a curated record. Gene Ontology annotation, biological process: photosynthesis. Gene Ontology annotation, molecular function: calcium ion binding. The coding region runs from base 136 to 1062 and encodes 308 amino acids. Lineage: Eukaryota; Viridiplantae; Streptophyta; Magnoliopsida; Poales; Poaceae. Gene Ontology annotation, cellular component: photosystem II oxygen evolving complex; extrinsic component of membrane; photosystem II.
CACAACAACUGAACAUAAGAGAAACCGCUCUAGGCGACGCCAAGAGCUUAGGCCACCAAGAACAAUCACAACUGUGGGUCUGUGGCGACCAGCGAAGAAUCACGGAGGUGAAGCAGUCUCAAACACCUCGCAGAGAUGAGCAGCACGGGGCUGUUCUUGCCUUGCUCUGCCCUGUUCCUCUUCCUCACCAAGGCAUCUCCUCUCGCCAAGGGCCGCCGGGCGGCGGCGGCGGCAAGGUGCAGCACUGGACCCGCCAUGUCAGCGUGGCAUGAGGAGGACGGGGAGAGGGAAGGGUUGCCAAUGGUGGGGAGGAGGCGUGCAUUGGUUUCUGCUGUCUGUGGAGCUUCAGUGCUCGGGUUUGCAGGCCAUGGCCUAGCGGCCACGCAGGGGCUGCUGGCAGGGAGGAUCCCGGGCUUGUCAGAUCCUGAUGAAAAUGGCUGGAGAACAUACCGUAGGCCAGACGAGAAGUCCGGCGGCCAUGGAGUCGGGUGGAGCCCCAUCAUCCCCUACAGCUUCAAAGUUCCUGAUGGCUGGGACGAGGUCCCAGUGUCGAUUGCUGAUCUUGGUGGCACGGAGAUCGACCUGCGUUUUGCAAACCCAAAGGAGGGCCGGUUGUUCGUCAUCGUAGCCCCAGUUCGCAGGUUUGCAGAUGAUCUUGACGAUGCGACCAUCGAGAAGAUUGGCAACCCGGAGAAGGUGAUCAGUGCCUUUGGUCCAGAAGUCAUCGGAGAGAAUGUGGAAGGGAAGGUCUUGUCCUCAGCGACAGCAGAACAUUCAGGAAGAACUUACUACCAGUUUGAGUUGGAGCCACCCCAUGUGUUCAUUACAGCCACUGCUGCUGGGAACAGGCUCUACCUGUUCAGCGUAACUGCAAGCGGUAAAACCUGCGUUUUCUUAAUCUCAGAAACGUAUGCUAUUUAUUUGAACUUUUUUAUCCUGAACAGCAGCUGUGAUUGCAGGUCUGCAAUGGAAGAGGCAUUACAAGGAUCUGAAACAAAUAGCAGAAUCAUUUCGUGUCGUGUAGAGUUUCCAGGGCUUCUUUUACAGUACUGCUUUUUGUAAACACGAUUAGAGGACAUGAGGGAUGCUAUUAUUUAGAGAGGAUAAGUGAACAUCAUCUUUGAUGGUCACUUAAAAUUAGAAAGCUGAAGCAAGUUCAACAGUAUGUUAAGCUUGCUCUUUAAAGGCUAAAUGCUUGUAACAAGAAAAAAUUUCAGAUAUUGCCUGAGGGCCAUAUAGACCCUUGCAAAUGCAUA